Messenger RNA from Acanthosepion pharaonis, 768 nucleotides. Lineage: Eukaryota; Metazoa; Mollusca; Cephalopoda; Sepiida; Sepiidae. The record is from the annotation of a GenBank genome assembly.
AUGUUCUUUCUCUUCUUCGUUAUCUUUUUCUUUCAUUCUUCUUUUAAUUCUGCUUUCUUCUCUUUCAAACUUUUCUUCUUCUUCUUUUUUUCUUUUUAUCUUCUCCUUCUUUUUCUCCUGUUUGUUCGUCAUCAUCUUCUUUUUACUUUUUUCUUCAUCGUUUGUCUUCUUCCCUAUCGUCUUCUAUUACUAAUUUCUUUUCUUUUUUCAUCUUUUUCGUUCAAUUAUUUUUAUUUUUAUUUUGCUCUUAUUUGCUCCUUCUACCAUCUUCCUAUCUUCCUUUUUUUAUUAACUUAUAUAUUUUUUCUUUUUCUACUUUGCUUCUUCGUUGUCUUUCUUCGUUUUCUUCUUCACCGUCGUCUUUCUUUUCAACUUUUCUCUUCUUCUAUUAUUAUAUAUUUCUUCUUUCCCAUCUUUUUCUUCUUCAUCUUUUCUGCCCUUUUCUUCUUUUAUCGUUUUCUUCCUUUUUGUUCUUUUUCUUUUUUCAUCUUUGCCAUUCUCUUUAUUUUCCUUCUUACUUUUCUUCUUUUUUCUCCUAUUUCUUCGCCUCAUCUUCUUUUUUCCAUCUUUACUUCUUCUUCUUCUUCUUCUUCUUCUUCUUCUUCUUCUUCUUCUUCUUUAUUUCCAUCUUAUACAUAUCUUGUCACUCCCAACCGCUUUGUACAGAACAAUAGACCGAAUUCGAAAUCUCUCUCUCUCUGUCUCUGUCUGUCUGUCUGUCUGUCUGUCUCUCUCUCUCUCUCUCUCUCUCUCUCUCUCUCUGACUGA